Molecule: messenger RNA, 5209 nt
Organism: Scophthalmus maximus (turbot)
Lineage: Eukaryota; Metazoa; Chordata; Actinopteri; Pleuronectiformes; Scophthalmidae
Gene: lrrc9
Product: leucine rich repeat containing 9
Exons: 34
Coding region: 497-5053 (1518 amino acids)
Molecular function (GO): protein binding
Source: RefSeq, a predicted model, not a curated record
CUCAUAAAUUAUCUGGCACUGUGGCGCCCUCGUGUGGCAGCUCAAAGUACGAUCGAGUCCGCAAAAGUUUCAAGAUGGCUCCCUAGCAACCAGACUCUCCUGCCUGGAAACAAACCGAUGCCAAACAUUGCUGAACUCAGGUGGGCCUGACCGUGGUGCGUUCACAGCCGACCGGAGUGUUCACCACACACCGGACGAGAAUUCUUCGUAGAUUUAAUUUAUUCGCGUCAGUCGCUCAAGUUGAAAUACUCGAACUGGAGUGAAAUAUUCCGUCGCUGUCGACGUCCCGGCCUUGUAUCAGACAAGGCAGGGAUACAACUGUCGCGGUGUGAGGGCAGCCCGACACGAGUUGCUAUUUGUGUCGUGACCGGGUGAAGAAGGAGAGGGCUCGGCAAAAACAGAUACAGAGGCGAGACACCGAGUUACUUGACCAAGUUUGAACCCCCACCCGGAGAGAGGAGCACAAUUUCUCGAGGAACUCUUGCUCUUAAAGCCUAUGGAGUCAGGGAGGAGCCGCCGCUUAAGUGCAUUUCAGGACAGAAGCGAUAUGAUACAUAGAGAGAAACAAAAGCACAGUGAUGACGAGGACGUGAUCAAGGAACUGUGUGUGGUCAAUGGAGUGUCCUAUGAGAGAAUUGCAAAAGAAGGAAGCAACGUCAUCUCCCUGGAAAUGUUCUUCUCUGGCUUUCCGCGCAUGGUGGGCCUUUCUUUCUUCCCAAGGCUCUGCUUUCUUACCAUAGUGGGCCAGAACAUCAAACACAUCAAGGGUCUCGAGUGCUGUCCUCUGCUCCAGGAUCUCUGGGUCGUAGAGUGCCGUCUGACAGUGAUAUCUGGGCUGCAGCGUUGUGCACAACUGAAGAAACUCUAUCUUUAUGAUAAUCAAAUAUAUGAAAUAAAGAAUUUAGAAUUGCUGAUCAACCUAGAAGUCCUGUGGCUCAACAACAACUGCAUAAGUCAAAUACAGGGCUUGAACACGCUUCAAAACCUCAAAGAACUAAACCUUGCUGACAACAUUAUUGAAAAGAUUGGGCAUAACCUUGAUCCCAAUGUCAGCCUUCAGGAUCUUAAUCUGUCCGGGAACAAGAUCAGUUCUUUUAAGGAGCUGACCCUGCUGGCCUGCUUACCCCAUCUGAGAGUGCUAUCACUGAGGGACCCCACGUCAACCCCAAACCCAGUGUGUCUGCUGUGUAACUAUGCCACACACGUUCUUUACCACAACCCAGGCCUCCAGCAACUUGAUUCCUACGACGUGUCGAGCAAGCAAGUCAAGGAAGCAGCUGAGUCCACAGUCAUGAAGAAAAUGAUGUACUACAACAUGCGUGUACGUACUGCUCAAAGGAACCUGGCAGGGACUCGGUUAAGUCUGAUUGACAGGAAGAAAACCCUGCUACAGUUACCUGAAGAUUGUAUCAGGACACUCAGUCAUGCCCUGAAAAAUCUUGAACGUGAGCUCUCCAAGGUGCAGGCUGUUUGUAAGAAUUCCACUUGCAUGUCAGAGGAUGCACCCGGAGGACCGACCCGCCUGGUGGAUGAUUCAUCCAGCAGAGUUGAUCCAACCACUGACAUCAUUUGUGAUGAAAUGCUUGUCAAGAUUGAAGCACUGAAGGAGAGACUGGCACUAUGGAGGAGGAGGCUGCAUGAGAUUGAAGUCUGUUAUCAGAGAGAUUUGGCCCAAGCCACAAACAUGGUGGAUGAUACAGUCCAUUUUCUGCUGAUGGAGCUAGAAAGUGUUGGGAAUAUUCGUUUGGAGGAGGGCUGCUCCACAGACCCUUGGUUUAAUGCUUGCCGCGACCUCCUACUUUCCCGCUUCUCACAUUCAGACUACAGGAUUCAUGGCAUCACUGGCAUCAAGAUUGAUAGAGUUAUCCGCGUCUUCAACUGUACUUUGAGGCUUCGCUUCGAGGACAAACUUCAAAGCCUACUAGCCAGCACCGACCCUGAUAUCUUGUCACUCAGGGAUUACAGACGUCGGCUGGAUCACUUGUUCUACGCAGCUGACCCUGAAAAAACCUGUGAGAAGGAAGACAUUUUGGGCAUUCUGGAGGAGGGCUUCAAAACGGCAGACCAGUAUGAGGCCUUGGGGAGAGAGGGUGCCAUUUCUUUAUCCAACAGCCUGGGUGUGACCGAACAGCCCAGGAUUGAACAUGCUCUGCGCCAGGCCAGCCAGCAUGAUUCUGAGCACAGUGUGGAUGCAAUCCCAUUCAGGCACGGUCAGAUUAUUAUUUCCAAAGUGUACGUGGGUCACAGCAUGGCUGUCCAGGAGGGAGAUCCAGUUGACAGAGGCAGCUAUGACAGAAUCUGCUCUGUAUAUCGCAAAGUGAACACUAAGCACAAAGCUGCAACGACGGAUGAAAGACCUUGCUCCUUCAAAACACAAACUGGUCCUGAGUGCAGCCCUAGGCGAAGACAGUGGUUUGUGUUUGACAAUGAACUCGUCUUGCCUGAGUACAUUGUAUACUUUCAAUACAUAACUGGGAACCAAGACCAACCUGCAUCACCGGGACAGAGCACAGACAGAGAUGACACUUCCAACAAUAUCAUCCUGGACAAGGAAGUUCUCAACAUGGAACCUGUGCUGAAAGCGCAGCCCAAGUUGUUGAGCUUGGAUGACAAAAUUCUUCUUAAUGUGGCCAGUGCCAAUGUAUUGAGUCAGAUCACUGUACUGAACCUUCAUGGGAACAGUCUGAACAAGAUGAAGGAGAUUUCCUGCCUUACGGCUCUGCGGCAUCUUACCAUCAGCUUCAAUGAGUUCACACGCCUUGAUGACAUUUCUCACAUGCCCAAUCUUGAGUUUUUGGAUGUAAGCUUCAACCGCCUGGUGACCCUAGAGGGGCUGAGAGGGUUGGGACACCUCAAACAGCUCGACGUGCGCUGGAACAGCUUGAGCAGAGCCAGAGAAAAUGCUGUAGUGUUAAGAAGACAUACGCCUGCUCUUCUGAAGCUUGACACCAGAUACAACCCCUGGAAAAGACUGGAGGCAGUCAGAAUGACCAUACUGGGACGACUAACAACACUCACACACCUUGAUGAUGUGAUGGUCACAGAGGAGGAGGCUGCUGAUGCUGUUGCCAUGGCUGCUGAGUCCAAAAUUAACCAGGCGUCUCUUCUGGCUCAUUCGCGCACCAAUAGUAAUCGUCCCCGAAGUCUCAGUCUGCUGUCAACAGCUCAGCUCCUGUGUCUUCACAAUCCAGCGCCCUGGGGGCUCAGCAGAGAGCUGGAGCCAGACUGGAUGGCGAAGAUCACAGCCCUGAACCUUGACAGCCAGAGGAUUCCCAAGCUAAUCAAUCUAAGUAAGAUGGUGAACCUGCGCUGGGCCUCCUUCAAUGACAAUGACCUCUCUAAAGUGGAGGGACUGGAGAGCUGCCAGAAGCUGGAAGAACUUUCCCUAAACAACAACAGCAUCAGCACACUCAGUGGCCUGUCGAAACUGCAUUGCCUAAUUAAGCUGAGUGUUGAUAGCAAUCGUCUUUCUACUCUGGAUGCUUCAGUCCUCGAUCAGUUGCCCAACCUGUCCUUCCUGUCUGUGGAGAACAACUGUAUCAGUUCCCUGCAUGGCAUCCAGAGGGUUCGCUCCCUCCUUGAACUCUACAUCGGUAACAACAAGAUUUCUGUAUCACGAGACAUCUACUAUCUGAAGGGACUGACAAACCUCAUCAUUCUGAAUCUUUAUGGGAAUCCUUUGGUGGAGAAACUAGAAAACUAUCGGAUAUAUGUGGUGUUUCACCUUUCCUCCCUGAGAGCACUGGAUGGGACGGCAGUAGAAGCAAUUGAGAGUGAAAGUGCAAAGGAAAUGUUUGGAGGAAGACUAACCUCUGACAUGGUCGCAGAGAAGCUGGGCCACAUUAACUACACAGACAUCACCUAUCUCACUCUGCAGUCCUGCUCUCUUAGGAUUGUAGAUCUGUCUCCAUCAGACCUGUUCAGUAGCCUGCAUAGUAUCAACUUAGACCACAACAACCUGACCUCCUUCUCGGGCCUCAUUUACCUGCCCAACAUCAAAUCUCUGUGUCUGAACUACAAUCACAUCGAGUCCAUCCUGCCCAGGCAAAGGACUUAUCUGACAAACAGACAGAUCCUCCACAACAAAGUCCACUCCAGUGGUUACGGUCAACAGAGUCUGUCCAAAGGCAACAGGGAAACCUGGCCCACUGGCAGCCUGGAGCCACUGAUGGGCAGCCUGGAGGUGCUGCAUUUGAGUCACAAUGGGAUCUCCAAUAUGGCCAAUCUGCAGCUCAGCAGGCUCACCAAUCUUAAAGCCCUUUUCCUUCAAGGUAAUGAGAUCAGCCACGUGGAAGGGUUAGAGGGGCUUCACCAGCUCAGAGAGCUUGUCUUAGACAGGAACCGGAUCAAAGCUCUGGCUGAGAACUCUUUCAUAGCCCAGAACAUCCUACUAGAGCUGCACCUAGCAGAGAACCGGAUCCGGGAGCUCAACCAUCUCGAUCCUCUGACUGAGCUCCGCAAGCUGUUUAUUGGCAUGAACAAGCUGCAGGACAUCACAGAGCUCGACAAACUAGAAGUGCUUCCCUCGCUGACUGAGCUCUCAGUUGUUGGCAAUCCUGUCGCCCGCAAUUCUAUCCACAGACCAGCAGUGGUACUUCAACUGUCCCAGUUGCAGGUCCUGGAUGGAGUGAUGGUCACUCUGGAGGAAAGGACCAGGGCUGAACUCUUCAGCGAUGAUUCAACGCUAUGCUACCAGUGCCCUGGAGCCUCUCCUCCUACCUCUGAAAUCAACCUGCCUGGACUGUUCCCCCUCAUGCCUCGAAACACCCCUCUUAAAGGAAUGAGUAUAAGUGGAGGACUGCAGAGCUUUAUGCAUGGGCACGAUUUCCUGUCAAGUAGUACGGAUGAAGCCCAAUCUCAUUACACAUACAAACAAAAGAAGCACAAGCACAGUAUUGCUGCUCGAAGCGGCCAAAUGGACAUUACCUUCAGACACAGUAGAAGAGCAGGAAGCAUCCUGCCAACCACGAGUCUCCUGACUGACGGGAACAGACAGAGUCCUCAUCACGAAUCACAACCAGGAGGAAUACAGCAGAUUCCCAAAUGGUGGUAAACCUCCACCCAUGUAGCAGCCAGAGGGGUAACUGUGGUGUGGUGAUGUAAUAUAGUAGUGUUAUGCCCUGGCAUGGCAUUUCUUUGGAGUGCCUUUUGCAUUUGAAGAGGCAGUAUACAACUUUGUAUGAACUUUAAAUAAAAUGUAUAAAUCUUA